AUGGACGUCCAUAUUUUUCUUACUUUGACUUCAUUAGUUUUUUUAGUACAAAAUAUUGAAAGUAUCCAUUUUGAUUUCGAUGUCAUCUUGUCUUUUGUUACGUUAGACGAGAGGCCUGUGUCUUUGCUUUUACCGUUUUUGUGUUGGAAACAAAAUGCUCUUAAAUCCUUGGCUAAGAGUAUGUGUGAGGUUGGAGUCAGCACUGCCACCUCGCUGCAGUAUAAUAGGACAGAGUAUGACUUGCAGUACAUCUUGAUUAUAGCUGACCUGACGUGUGAAGGGACUGACAGGUUUCUGGUGAAAGCUAGCAAAGAAGGUUACUUCAAAGCUCCAUACCGUUGGUUACUUCUGAACUAUGAGGACGAUGACACACCUCUAGUUCAUGCUGAUAUCCUGGUCGAUAGCGACGUGGUGCUGGUGAAGAGGAUCAGCGACCAGGAGUACUGGUUUCUAGAAGCUUACAAAAUAUCAGAAAACUCCGAGAUAAUACACACAACACGAUUAAUAUGGAGAAGAAAUACAGCAAAACAAGACAAGUAUAAAAACAAUAUUACUAUCAUGAAUCAAGAUAACAUAUCGAAUACCGAAAAUACCACCUUACCUAUUACGUAUCAGUAUAACGUUACUAAUAAUAACAUAUUAGGUGUUCCAACGAAUACAAAUAUGUUCUCAAAAGUAACUGUUACAAAAUAUGGAUGGGUGGAGGACUAUAGAAGUUCCAAUGUUCUAUCUUCAAGGAGAUAUGAUUUGAGAGGACAUACUCUAACAAUGGUCAAUGUCAUCACGGAUAGCAACGAAACCAGGCUGCAUAUGAAUGAUAGACUGUACUUACACCAGGACUGCAUAACAAAGAUGUCAUACGCUGUGGUGAGUAUAUGCUUCCACAUGCUGAACGCGACCGAGCGACUCCUCUUCACACAUACUUGGGGGUACAAGGACAAGAACGGGCAAUGGCAGGGAAUCGUUGACCAUCUGCUGAAGAAGGAUGCUGAUUUGGGAACCUUAACAAUCUUCACUCAAGAGCGCAUGGACGUGGUGGACUACAUAGCAAUGGUUGGCACGACUGCCGUACGCUUCGUGUUCAGAGAACCCCCCCUCUCCUACAUCUCUAAUAUCUUCACGCUGCCAUUCUCCGGCACCGUCUGGCUGGCCAUCUUCAUCUGUGUGCUGGGGUGCUCCAUAUUCCUGUACAUAGCUUCUAAGUGGGAAGCCAGUAUGGGUAUGCAUCCUUUGCAACUGGACGGCUCGUGGGCUGACGUACUGAUCCUCAUCAUAGGCGCAGUACUGCAACAAGGGUGUACUCUGGAACCACGAUAUGGUGCAGGUCGCUGCGUAACCCUGAUCCUGUUCAUAGCUCUGACAGUCCUCUACGCAGCGUACUCCGCAAACAUCGUGGUGCUGCUGCGAGCUCCCAGCUCCUCCGUCAGAAGUCUACCUGAUCUCCUCAACUCACCACUUAAAUUGGGCGCCAGUGAUUUUGAGUACAAUCGGUAUUUCUUUAAGAAACUCAAUGAUCCAAUACGUAAAGCGAUUUACGAAAAGAAGAUUGCACCGAAGGGAAAGCAAGCAAAUUUCUACUCAAUGAAAGAUGGCGUCGAGAGAAUUAGAAAGGGUCUAUUCGCCUUCCACAUGGAGCUGAACCCAGGAUACCGACUGAUCCAGGAGACAUACCAGGAGGACGAGAAGUGUGACCUGGUGGAAAUUGAUUACAUCAACGAGAUAGACCCCUGGGUUCCAGGACAAAAGAGGUCGCCUUUCAAGGAUCUUUUUAAGAUAAAGUAA
This is a messenger RNA of Spodoptera littoralis (African cotton leafworm), 1782 nucleotides long. The record is from the annotation of a GenBank genome assembly. Lineage: Eukaryota; Metazoa; Arthropoda; Insecta; Lepidoptera; Noctuidae.